AUGGAGGGGAAAAGCAGGGACUACAGCAAACCCCCAGCUAGACUACUCCCCACGACCCCUGGACCCAAGCCUGUCUCCCCAGUCCACAGGAGGAGACCUCAGUCAUCUGCCUGCAGAGAUUCCAGCAGCUUCAGUUGGAGUACAGACGAUGAAGAUUGCUCCCCACCCAUCCCUCCCAAACCUCGCAGCAGUCCGCCGGCCUCAAACCCCCCAGGAACCAUAGUUUGUGGGUCUCCAGCUAGCAAGACACCAGCAGGGAGUCUGGCGGUGCCCGUUGAAAAGGGGCCAUUCACUCUGCCCGAGUUUGUGUCAAAGUUUGGUCGCUCCCUCCCGUUGUGUGUCAGUGUGGAGAAAGGGCAUCACAGCGACGAUGAGAGGGAGAGUAUUGGGAUGGGAGAGAGAGCCACCAAAACCUUCACCAGAGACAACAAGACUCUUGUCGAGAAAAACGAAGUCCUCUAUGUUAAAAAAGUCGCUUCCAAUAGCUCAAUCGGUGCCACGCUCAAAAGGAGAAAGUCUCUGCAGGUAUACAGCUUCCUACACAACAGAGAGAAGCUUCUGCCCAGCGAAUGCGAGGGUGGGUUUACUGCAGACCCCUACGCCACUCGUCUCUACGUUUCGGACAUUGUCUCUUUCUUCAUCGAGGAGUUUCCACUACGAGUUCGUGUGCAUCUUACGGACGUUGAGCUGGAGGAGGGCAGCGAAUUCCCUUUCCAUCUAUCAUCAGAGGUGUCAGAGUUGACGGAGAUAAAGGCAGAGACGUCACUAGUGGCAUCCAACUACCAGGAGAACAGCCAGACGCCUGCCUUAGGGCGAGGGGGUAAGGGUGAAGAGGAGGAGAAGGGGACUCUGAGUUGUUUCAGCGAACCAAGAGUCUCCUGCAAGAUUUCUCUCGGCGCAAAGAUCCGCAGCAUCAACAGGAGCUCGGCAGACCUGGCCGGGACCACCAGGAAAGGCUACGAGAGGGAGGGAGUAGAGUUCGAGGAAUCGUACAGAGUCUACGAAGUCAUUGGACAGCACAGUCGCUCCCUCCUGAGUCCCCAAGUGAAGAAAAACUCACAACAUCCAACCUACGCAGAAAUUGACGCGACCUACCAAAAGCCACCAUCACCGAGACAGGCACUCGACACAAAAGAUAAAGCUGCUCCCCCUCCUGUGUCUCCAAAACCUCCUCCGAGGAAGCCCCCUGUUCGUUAUAACACAAUCGGCCAGGCAUCGGACCUGAAACGCGAGAGUUCUCCUCUGGCAAAGCCACCAGCAGAGGUAGGGAGAGUGUUAAAAAUGGAAGUUGGUAGGAAGCUAAGUGUGGACUCCGCUGUGAACAGUGGAGAGAAUCCCUACCAGCCGCUACUGAAUAAACGUCGUGUCUCUGAGUCUGAGUCAGGCUACGUGACCGUCGGACAACACCCUACCUCAAGGAAAUCUGUCGUUACAGGGGCCAAAAGUCAGCAGGCAAUGAUGAACGGUCUCGCUGCUGCUGCAGUUUCUCCUGCGAGGGACGGCACAGUCGAAGACAAUGGGGCACUUAUCAGAGAUCUGAUUGGUCGGAUUGAGAGCCUGGAGCAGCAAGUGGGAGCUCUCACUGAGAAAGUGGAACAACUCUCUAGAUAA
Messenger RNA from Geodia barretti, 1611 nucleotides. NCBI's taxonomy places the organism in Eukaryota, Metazoa, Porifera, Demospongiae, Tetractinellida, Geodiidae. The record is from the annotation of a GenBank genome assembly.